UCACUCACGAGACGAAGACAUCGUGUGUUCUUUGCCGUGUCUUCUUUGCCGUCUCAAACCAAAUAGCCAGAAUCAGAUUUCUCAUCACGCAGCAUGGCUGAAUCACUCCUUUUCAGCAUUGCAGAGAGCAUGCUGGGGAAGAUAGCAUCGCCGGUGCUCCAAGAAGCCAUCGCUAUUUACAACAUUGAAAAUCAGAUCCUUGAACUCAGAGAGACGUUGACUGCCAUUAAGGCAGUGUUGUUAGAUGCUGAGGUGCGGCAGGCGAAGAACGCCCUUCUGCAAGUGUGGUUAGAUCAGCUUCAACAUGUAUUUUAUGAUGCAGAGGAUGUGCUCGAUGAACUCGAAUGUGAAGCCUUACGAAAGCAGGUGAUAAGUCGCUAUGGAGGCGUCAAAGGGAAGGUACGCCGCUUCUUUUCCACCUCUAACCCACUCAUGUUCCGUGCGGAAAUCAGUCAUAAAAUCAAGGAGAUUCGAGAGAGAUUAUCCAAGAUUUCCACUAAGAAAGAUCAAUUCAAUCUUAAUAUGUGGAGUGUUGACAAUGGUGUGGGACAUACGCGAUCACGAGAGACUCACUCAUUCAUAAGCAAUUUGGAUGUUGUCGGAAGAGAUAUUGAUAAAGAAAAGAUAAUUGAGAUGUUGAUGCGGCCAGAUGACAAAAACCUCUCAGUGUUUCCCAUAGUUGGAAUAGGAGGUUUGGGCAAGACGACCCUAGCUAAAUUAGUUUAUAAUGAUGACAAGGUGAAAGAACAAUUUACAUUGCGACGAUGGGUGUGUGUACCCGAGGACUUUGAUUUGAGGAAAACUAUCGAAGGAAUCAUCAAGGAUGCAACUCCUCAAGAUUUGAGUAUCUUUGAUAUUGAACAAUUGCAAAACUCUCUCCAAGGCAUCAUCAAAGACAAGAAAUUUAUACUAGUCUUGGAUGAUGUUUGGAGCAACGAUAGCCGUAGAUGGAAAGAAUUGAGAGAGUUGUUAUCUAGAGGGGCUAGUGAAAGUAAGAUAAUUGUGACCACCCGUAGUGUGGAAGUUGCUUCUAUUGUGGGUACCCAUCCAAUGCAUAACCUAAAAGGUCUUUCUCAUGAAGACUCUAUGGCCUUAUUUAAAAAAUGGGCAUUUGACGAAAAGGAAAAGGAACCAUGUCUUGAUCUCCUAGAGAUUGGAAAUGACAUCGUUAAAAAAACUCAAGGAUUCCUCUCCUUGUGACAACUCUAGGGAGCCUUCUGUAUUCGAGGAAUGAUGAUAGGCAUUGGAAACAUAUAAGGGAUAGUGAAACAUGGGAGUUAGUGGAAGUGAAAAAGGACAUUGUGCCGAUACUCAAGCUUAGCUAUGAUCAUUUACCAUCCCACUUAAGACGUUGUUUUGCUGCAUUUUCACUUUAUCCAAGAGGAUUUAGAAUGAAGGCCCCUUAUGUGGCUAGGUUAUGGAUGGCUUUAGGACUCAUCGGCUCAAAAAGGGAAAAACUAGCAUUGGAAGAUGUUGGUAUUGAUUACAUCAAAGAGUUGUGGAAGAGAUCUUUGAUCCAAGAAGUUGAAGAGUAUGGACCAGUAUUAACAUUUAAAGUACAUGAUUUGAUCCAUUCUCUUGCAAUAAGUGUGGCACAAAAUGAUUGCUCUAUUGUUGGCUUAGAUACUACAGACAUUUCAGAAGGAGUUUCGUGUGUUUCAUUCUCUAGCACUUCAUUAGAGGGAAUCUCAAAUUUCGAUGGAGUCCCACCCUUUUUGAGAAAGCCAACUUCAAAGAGGCUACAUGCCAUUAUAUUUCAAAACCAAGUUGAUGAUGGAGUUAUUACUAGAGAGUUUGCUAGAACAUGCAUCUCCAAGUGUAACCACAUACGGUUUCUAGAUUUGUCACGUGGUAGUUUUGAGGAGCUACCAAGGUCUAUAUGCAAUUUGAAGCAAUUAAGAUCAUUACUUCUUGAUGAGAACAAGCAAUUGAAGAAACUUCCAAGUACCAUUUGCGAGCUGCAAAGUUUGCUAGAGUUAUCCCUUGCUGGUUGCUCAAAGCUAGGCAAUUUACCCAAAAAUAUUAAAAGACUUGUCAGCCUUAGAUAUCUAAACAUAACAACAAAGCAAAAGAGUUUGCAAGAAAGUGGAAUACAAUAUAUGGAAAAUCUACAUUUUUUGGGAGUCACUGGAUGUGAAAAUCUUGAAGUUUUUUUUGAAGGUGCCUCUCGACUGACUCGCCUUCAGCUGUUGAAAAUUGGUGAUUAUGAGGGACCAAUAUCUCUGCUUUUUGGGGAUUUAAUCGCCCUAGAGUCCUUGAAUAUUGAUACUUGCAAGUUUGUGUUGACCUUGGAGAAUAAGUCCAACUUUCCAUUCAAUCUUCGUACUUUGGUGAUUAGUAACUCCAAACAAGUGAUGGAGUUGCUCCAAUAUCUCGAAGGAUCGGUUUGUACUUUGGAGUCCCUUUGUAUCCUUGACUCCCUAAGCUUGACAACUAUUCCUGAAUGGCUACCCAAUCAGACACGUCUUAGAGUAUUUCACUUGAUCCGAUGUCCCAACUUAGUGUCCAUAGCGCAAGGAAUCCAGUCCCUCACUACCCUCAAAGAAUUACAUGUCUACAAUUGUGGAAAACUGAGCAAAAGAUGUGAGCCGCAAACUGGCAAGGAUUGGAACAAAAUCGCCCACAUUCCUCGAAUCCGACUUGAUUCAAGAGAUGUUCAAUGGAUGGAUGAUUAGAUUUUGAUGCAGAUGAACUCCCCUGAUCCAUUUGCCAUGCCAUGUGGAUCUCUGCAAAGAUUUGGACUUGAACUCCCGUGAUCUAUUUGCCACGCCAUGUCAUUGUUAUUGUACUUUUUUCUUUCGUUCCUUGAAUGAGUGUUGUUGUUCUUUAUUAUUUAUCUGUGUUUGUAAUGCAAACUUCUCCAUGGAGAAAAUGCCUUAAUCAUAUUAUAUGAGACCAACUAUAGUAUUAUCAUAGUUUGAAUUUUUUUGAAGACGGUAUUUAUCUUUCAUUCAUAGACAGUAAUGAAAUUAACA
Eucalyptus grandis is the source of this 2975-nucleotide messenger RNA. RefSeq names its product disease resistance protein RGA2. The transcript has 2 exons. NCBI's taxonomy places the organism in Eukaryota, Viridiplantae, Streptophyta, Magnoliopsida, Myrtales, Myrtaceae. Gene Ontology annotation, molecular function: ADP binding. The coding region runs from base 1392 to 2675 and encodes 427 amino acids. The record is from RefSeq and is a predicted model, not a curated record. Gene Ontology annotation, biological process: defense response to other organism.